Messenger RNA from Lolium rigidum, 1111 nucleotides. Its product is annotated as serine/threonine-protein kinase Aurora-3-like. Gene Ontology annotation, molecular function: protein kinase activity; ATP binding. The transcript is spliced from 7 exons. The record is from RefSeq and is a predicted model, not a curated record. Gene Ontology annotation, cellular component: chromosome passenger complex; spindle midzone; spindle microtubule. Gene Ontology annotation, biological process: protein phosphorylation; regulation of cytokinesis; mitotic spindle organization. Lineage: Eukaryota; Viridiplantae; Streptophyta; Magnoliopsida; Poales; Poaceae. Bases 57 to 893 code for a protein of 278 amino acids.
CAACGCCUCUCGCCACCAGCACCGCCACCGCCGCCGCGCUCCUCCUCUCUUCUCCGAUGGAGCGGCCGCAGUGGAGCCUCUCCGACUUCGAGGUCGGCAAGUUCAUCGGCGAGGGCAAGUUCGGCAAGGUCUACCUCGGCCGGGAGAAGCAGAGCGGCUACGUGGUGGCGCUCAAGGUGAUCUUCAAGAGGAAGCUGGAGAAGUACCGGUUCCACGCGCACCUGCGGCGGGAGAUCGAGAUCCAGCGCGGCCUCGACCACCCCAACGUGCUCCGCCUCUUCGCCUGGUUCCACGACGCCGACCGAGUCGUCCUCGUCCUCGAGUACGCCGCGCGCGGGGAGCUCUACAAGCUCCUCCGCAGCGUCGGCCACUUCUCCGAGCGGACUGCCGCCACCUAUGUUGCAAGCCUUGCUGGUGCUCUGGCAUACUGUCACAAAAAGCAGGUAAUUCACAGGGACAUCAAGCCGGAAAAUUUGCUCCUUGAUAUUGAGGGCCGGCUUAAGAUUGCUGAUUUCGGAUGGGCAGUUAGAUCAAAUGCUAAACGCCACACACUAUGUGGUACAAUCGAUUACCUGGCACCAGAGAUGGUAGAGAAAAAGGCUCACGAUUAUGCCGUUGAUAACUGGACAUUAGGAAUCCUGUGCUAUGAGUUCUUAUAUGGCUCACCACCUUUUGAAGCUGCAGAACAGAAUGAUACCCUGAUGAGGAUCGUUAAAGUGGACUUGCUGUUCCCUUCGACUCCUUGCAUAUCUGCAGAUGCCAAGGAUCUCAUUUGCAAGCUGCUAGUGAAGGAUUCAAGCAAGAGGAUCUCUCUUGACGAUAUAUUGAAGCACCCGUGGAUUAUAAAGAAUGCAGAGCCUUCAGGGAGUAUAAGCCCCUCAGAAAGAUCCUGAGAGACUCGUGCGUUGUUGCUGUCGCUGGGAGCCGGCCCGGAUAUUUUGGGAAGUGCUUGUUUGAUGACACGUCAAACGUGCGUACAAGCGUUCAGUUAGCGUGAUCUACUUUCUCCAGAGAUUUGUUUUAACUUAGUAAUACCCAUAUACCCUCUUGGGGGUUGAUCAGAUCAGAGUUCUGGCCAGUUCAGUGUGCGCAUGUAAUUGCGUUGUUCUCG